Nerophis ophidion (straightnose pipefish) is the source of this 3822-nucleotide messenger RNA. It is a transcript of the gene ripor1, whose product is annotated as RHO family interacting cell polarization regulator 1. The transcript has 17 exons. The record is from RefSeq and is a predicted model, not a curated record. Lineage: Eukaryota; Metazoa; Chordata; Actinopteri; Syngnathiformes; Syngnathidae. The coding region runs from base 291 to 2834 and encodes 847 amino acids.
AAGUCGUCUAUUGGUGACCGCUCCACUGUAUGGCCACAAAAAACUGCGAAAUCGAGGAGAAAGACAGCGCCCCGAAGAAGUCUAGCGAACUGUGUGGAGCAUCGUGUUGGUCAUGGGAUUUUUGCUCAAGUCUCCGGUGUGUCGGACUUCCAAAGAGAGGACAUGUCCUUUGGUUUAUUAAAGCCCCAGUGCUCCAUUUGGCCCUGCCAGCAUGCUCCAGUAGUGACGGGAUCCCCCCCAGUCAUCAGCACUGUUUGAUCCAAGAGAAACGUGCCUUGUAAGGAAGCAGGAUGUUCACAGGCUCCACCAAGCUGCCCCCUGCCAAAACCCCGCAGCCUGAGCGGCUGGACGAGGUCUACGCCGCCUUACGUCGGGGCUUACAGUCAUACUUACAGGUCCACCAGCUGGAGCUGGACAGUCUGGGCCAGCAGAUCAGAGAAAACAAGAGAAAUGGUCGACUGGGCUCUUUGUAUGAGCAGGAUAAGCAAGUGAAAGCCAUAGAGAGAUUCAUGCGUCGCUUGGAAUUCCACCUCAGCAAGGUAGAGGAGCUGUACGAUGCUUACUGCAUACAGCGCCGACUUCGAGAUGGCGCCAGUAAAAUGGUGGCAGCCUUUAACUCCGCCAGUGGGAGUAAGGAGGCCAGGGAGAGCCUGAGUGAGGCAAACAAAGGCUUCAGGGAAUGUACAGAGCGCAUGUGCUCCUUAGAGAGUGAACUGGAAGGCCACAUGGGAGAGUUUCAUGUCAAGAUGAAGGGCCUUGCCGGCUUCGCCAGGCUAUGUGCUGGUGACCAGUAUGAGGUGCUAAUGCGCUAUGGGCGGCAACGCUGGAGGCUCCGGGGCCGCGUCGAAGUCAGCAACAAGCAAAUAUGGGACAGUGAAGAGUACAUUUUUCUGCCUCUUGUCACAGAACUCCUGUCCAUUAAGGUGACGGAGCUGAAGAGUUUGGCCAACCACGUGGUGGUGGGCAGCGUGUCCUGUGAAAUGCUCGACCUGUUCUGCCCCCUCCCGCAGACCCUUGCUGUGGAUAUCAAUGACCUAGGAACAGUGAAGCUCAACUUGGAGGUGACUUGGAGUCCAUUUGAUAAGGACGACCAGACAUCAUCCAGCAGUACAGUUUCCAAACGUCUUCUGUCCAAUCAGAGCCCUCCAGACACGCCCUCAAUGCGGGAGCAAGUGUUUUAUUCUCUGCUGAAGCGACAAGGAGAGCUCGACAACGGCACAGUCUGGUCCAACUCCUCUGAAUCCUCUGACGACUCCUCCAGCCCGGCGCUGGCCCAUCACGCUCAGAGGCUGUCGGCCUCCAACAUACCUCAAAGCAACGUCACCGCGCUACUGUCGCUCACGCCACACAAGUCCAGCGUGUCGACGCCGUCGCUUUCAUCUAACCAGGGGGAAGACGAGGGCGAAGCUGGCGAUGUUUUCUCUCCAAAAGAUUCGGUGCACAACGGCCACCCGCAGACUUCCUGCACUGGGAGCCAAAUCGACGCCACCGGUCAGGGAUGUACUUUAACAGACAGACUGUCAGUCCAAUCAGAGGUUCUGGAAACCUUGGAAGAACUAAGCUGCUCGUGUUCUGAUGCUGACGUUUCCUCCACCGUCCCCGAGUCCAUACAGAGGACGGAGGAAUGUGGCAACAUCCAUGCUACCAAUCCACCGGAGGACUCCAUAGUCCACGCCAAAGCAGGAACUAUCAAGGCUGAAGAACCAAGUCAGCCAGCUCUAAAACAGUCUGAUGGAGCUCCAGCUGUCCCUUUUCCCACGUCUUCUAGUUUCACCCAGGAAGUGGAGACGGCUCUUGAGAGCUUUGACUUUCUCAACUGCUCUGACCUGGAGGAUGAGGAGGAAGAAGUGGUGGAGCACCAAGAAGUGGUAAAGUACCAAGAAGUGGUAGAGCCCCAACAAGUGGUAGAGCCCCAACAAGUGGUAGAGCCCCAACAAGUGGUAGAGCCCCAACAAGUGGUAGAGCGCCAAGAAGUGGUAAAGCACCAAGAAGUGGUAGAGCACCAAGAAGUGGUAGAGCACCAAGAAGUGGUAAAGCACCAAGAAGUGGUAGAGCACCAAGAAGUGGUAGAGCACCAAGAAGUGGUAGAGCACCAAGAAGUGGUAGAGCACCAAGAAGUGGUAGAGCACCAAGAAGUGGUAGAGCACCAAGAAGUGGUAGAGCACCAAGAAGUGGUAGAGCACCAAGAAGUGGUAGAGCACCAAGAAGUGGUAGAGCACCAAGAAGUGGUAGAGCACCAAGAAGUGGUAGAGCACCAAGAAGUGGUAAAGCACCAAGAAGUGGUAGAGCACCAAGAAGUGGUAAAGCACCAAGAAGUGGUAGAGCACCAAGAAGUAGAUACGGCUCUGGAAAGCUUUGACUUUUUCAAGUGCUCUGACCGGGAGGAUGAGAAAGAAAAAGUGGUAGAGCACCAAGAAGAGUCUGAGAACCAAGAGGAAGACGAGCAGCAAAAGGAAAACAAAGAAGAAAAAGAAGCAGACGAGGAGCAGCAUGAAGAUGACAAUAUGGCUGAGCAAGAGAAGGCAGCAGAGGGGGAGAAGGACAAAGAUAACUACUCUGGAGAAAGCGAUGAAGAGGCAGGAAACGGCUUGGAGUUCCUUAUGGAGGCGCCGGAGGGAUUUAGAAACUCUGAUGAAGAUCGCAUCUCUGAAUCGCAGGAGUCCAGUGUCGAAGAGGAGCAGGAUUUGGCUCCGGUGCAACUGCCCGAGGAGGAGGAGCUUAAUGAGGAAAAGGGAGGCGACCAACAAACAUUUAUAGCAGAGGAGAGGUCACAAGAUGUUCAGGAUGAGCAGCGUCCUCCUACUCCGAGCAACUUGGCCACCACUGUGUUCUAAGGACACCCAGUGUGGAACCACCACUGAGUUCUAAGGGCACGCAGUGUGGAACCACAGUCCAAACAUUUCCACUCUUGUCUAAUGUGCUCAUUGCCAAGUCGCACUCACUCGACAAACAAGCUCUCGUUCGUGCAGAGUUUGUGCACAUGUCCGCCUUGUCCCGUGUCUUUCAACGACAUUGUGUUGCCUGCAUUAAUACCACUUUUGUUUGAAGUAAUCCAUUGAGAGCAGGCUUGGUUUAAUUUGUUCCAUUUAUUUAAGUGAUCAAACAGUGCUGUAGAGGAUGUGUUUCCUUACUUACUCUGCAUCCAAUCAGUCACUGGGGUAAACAAAGAAAGGCGUUCCAAGCUUCUAAACUUGCAGUAUUGAUGGACUGGGGGAAGUUUGCCAGCAAGCCAAGCUCUUGGGAUGAACUCCAAGAGCAUGUGAUGUUUGUCUUUGCUACAGAGCUGUGUAGCGCUAAUGUAUUCCACUUGUGUGACAACGUGUCUUUUAAGCUACACCAGGACUUAAGCUGCCUUACGACCACACCUUUUUAGGGAUUUAUUUUACACGGUUGCAGGAUUGGAGUUGAUAUUAAUGCAAUUAGUGGUGUAAAGGUAUAUUUAAACCUGCAUGUGUAGACGCCUCACACUGCCAGCAUGUCCGCUGUAAAAGGCUUAUCUGUAAAAAAAAAUAUAUAUAUAUGUAUAUAUAUUUUGGUCCAAGCGAGGUCUCUACAAGAGUAGCCUCGGGGACGUUGUGGUUCAGCAGUAAAUUGCUUUGUCGUCGUACAAAAAGCCUCUUUAUUCAGAAAGUGCCUCGAGUGACGGCGGAUAUAAGGUUGUAAAAAGAAAAAAAAAAACGCAAAAAGUUUGUUUAUUUUGAAAUUACUUUUAGGAUUGUUCACCAUAAGAGAUAUUUACUGUUUCAUAUAAAGAAUUGUAUAUGUCCUGAAAUGUUUAUGUUCAGAAAUGUUCAAACUUUAUAAAGUUUUCUUUUAAAUGAA